AUGCCUGCCCCGCCCCCACCACCCAUCCCCAUCCUCAACACCUACACCUCCCUCCUCCGGACCCUCACCUCCUUCCUCACCGUCGCAAUCCACACUCUCCUCUACGAACGCGCCCUCUACCCCCCAACCUCCUUCAUCUCCGCGCGCGCCUACAACUACCCCGUCCGCCAGUCUCGGCACCCCAAAGUCUGCGAAUGGGUCAGCGACGUCGUGGCAGCCGUGGAGAAGGAGAUGGCAGAGGGGCGCGUGGAUAAGAUCUCUUUCGUCGUGUAUGACGUCGCUGAUAGGAGGCAGGCGGUGGUUCAGGAGCGGUGGGUGUUUGAUGUUGGGGCUUGGCCGGUUGUGGCGAUGACGGAUCGGUUUGUGCAGUUUGAGGAGCCGGUGAGGGGAAAGGGGAAGGGUGUGGAGAUGCCUGUGAGGGAGGAAGAGGGGGAUAGGGAAAAAGAGGGGGGGGAGGAGGUGAAGAUCCAUAUUGUGGAUAUUGAGGAGCAGCUGCGGGCUACGAUACGCAGGCUCGCAUAUACGGCUGAGAAAAUGCCUCCGCUACCUGAGGGGUGUACGUACACCGUCAUCGUGGAGCUGCGCGACGAUGCCACGCCGCCUAUUGGGCAUCCCCAGCCCUGGGUUCCCUCUCCUCCCGCACUUCAGAAAACAGUAGACAAGGAAACAGACACCACCACCGAGGGACCAGCUAUUCGAGGCCCACGUGCAACGCCCAUCCGAUCCGUCGACUCAGGGGCCUUCGUGCUCGAGACGUGGGUUGAGCAGGCUGCGCCUCCGCCGGAAGAUAAGAAGGAGGGGAAGAAAGCAGCGUCUGAUUUAAAACAUCCGCGCGGCCCGGCUAUGAGGAUGUGAUUGCCUACUGUACUGGGAAGACAUGUGGCUGUGCUGCUUCGCUGCCAUACUCGAGGCGGGUAUCACUGUAUGCGCCAGUCAUCUCGGGGCAGAGGGAGUACAGACUGUCACAACACGCAUCUGCAAGAUGACCACAGACAAGGCGUCCACCACCGCUUUACACCCAGUCUCCAAGCCAGGACUGCAUUACAUGCACUGGAGAGACCAAGCAGUGGCUAUGUCUGUAUUUGUGAAAGGGAAGUGGAGAACAAGAAGUGUUUAGUUUACAGUUUAUGUAUCUAAGGUCUAUAGAAGCCUACCAUCUCUGUGGAUCGAGGGAGGUGGGAAAGAAAGAUGGAGGCCGUGGUUGUUGUGCCGUAGUUACAAUUAUAGAAUAUAUAUAGUAGGAACGCGGCCCUUAAUCGGAAGGGCAGUGUUCAGUCUUCGUUUCAAUAGAGAGCUUGACCAC
This is a messenger RNA of Pseudogymnoascus destructans, 1303 nucleotides long. RefSeq lists its product as uncharacterized. The coding region runs from base 1 to 855 and encodes 284 amino acids. Gene Ontology annotation, cellular component: zeta DNA polymerase complex. Lineage: Eukaryota; Fungi; Ascomycota; Leotiomycetes; Thelebolales; Thelebolaceae. The record is from RefSeq and is a predicted model, not a curated record. The transcript has 3 exons.